Molecule: messenger RNA, 6093 nt
Organism: Macaca mulatta (Rhesus monkey)
Lineage: Eukaryota; Metazoa; Chordata; Mammalia; Primates; Cercopithecidae
Gene: SOWAHB
Product: sosondowah ankyrin repeat domain family member B
Molecular function (GO): protein binding
Source: RefSeq, a predicted model, not a curated record
GCGCAGCCAGGGCGCAGGUGAAACCGACUCGGCCCUAUCCCGGGAACUUUCGCGGUGGGGACUCGUUGCGAGAGGCUAGAGUCGCGCAGGUGCUGCCUGGGAGCCGCCCUCUCUCACUGAGACUGCCACGGGGACUCAGCCCGGGGGCCACCCGCAGGGGACCCACGGACCUCCUGGCGCGCUCACUGGCAGUGGGCAGCGCUGGCCUCCGCUGCUGAUGGGGGCGGCUAGUGCCGCCCCGGGCGCAGGUGACACUCGCCCGGCCAGGGUUUCCUCUGGCUGGGGAGAGCCCCGGGAGGGCGAGACGCAGACACCUCAGGGGCGGAGGACAAGGCAGCGAUGGCCCGAGAGCUGAGCCAGGAGGCACUACUGGACUUUCUGUGCCAGGCUGGGGGCCGCGUGACCAACGCUGCCUUGCUGAGCCACUUCAAGAGCUUUCUCCGAGACCCUGACGCGUCCCCCAGCCAGCACCAGCACCGCCGCGAGCUCUUCAAGGGCUUCGUCAACUCGGUCGCCGCAGUGCGCCAGGACCCCGACGGCACCAAGUACGUGGUGCUCAAGAGGAGGUACAGGGACCUUUUAGGGGAGGAGGGGCUGCAGCGACCCCGCGAGCCGCCCGCGGCCCCCCACAGUGCAGGCGGAGCUGCGCCCUGCUCCCCGCGAGGCGCGCGCGGGGGGCAGUCGCCCCAGCAGCAGCCCAGGCGGCGGCGGCGCGAGAAGGAGCCGGAGGAGGAGCCAGCAGGUGCAGCAGCCAGAGCCGCCGACGCAGCUUGCAAUGGACUCCCGGUCAGCGGCUCCCGCGCAGCACCCGGGAAGGGCGGCGGAUCGAAGGGCAGUCCCGGACAGAGGGCGCCGGUGCCCGCAACUGCAGCGGCAGGGGCCCAGGCGGGAGCGAGGUGCGCGGCGGCGGGGGCACAGGGCCACUGCUGCUGGGAAUGCCUCCAGAACAACCUGGCGGGGCUCCCGGGAGAGCUCGGCGCGCUCCCGGACUCCGCCACCGCCGAGGAGAAGCCUGCACGGGCUCUGCCUGCCCAGGAUGGCCGCGGGGCUUCCAGGGAGCCGGAAGAAGGAGCGCUGGCUGAGCCCGCGCCUGUGCCUGCAACGCAUCGCUCGCCUCUCGCCACCGUCGAGGCUGCGACGAGCAGGGCUUCCCCGCCUGCUCUCCUGCCCGGCCCCGCCCCACGCGGAGACCGGCCGGAGCUGCUGACCCCCAGCUCUCUGCAUUAUUCGACCCUGCAGCAGCAGCAGCAGCGCACUCGAGAGUGGGUGGCCAGGCACCCGCAGGUGCCGGAGGCCCGUGAUCAGGGCCCUGUCCGCGCCUGGUCGGUGCUGCCAGACAACUUCCUCCAGCUGUCCUUGGAACCUGGCUCCACGGAGCCUAACUCAGAGCCGCCAGACCCCCGCCUUUCCUCGCACUCUCUCUUUCCUGUUGUUCCGGAUGAGCCCUGGGAAUCCUGGGCGGGGAACCCUUCAUUGACUGUCUUUCGCAGCAUUCGUUGUCAGCUGUCCCUCCAAGAUCUGGAUGACUUUGUGGACCAGGAGAGUCAUGGCAGUGAGGAGAGCAGCAGCGGGCCCAAAGACUCACCAGGGGCUUCUGAAGAGGGGCUGCAGGUUGUCUUGGGAACCCCAGUUCGGGGGAAGCUCAGGAAUCCAGCUGGGGGCCUUUCUGUAUCUCGGAAGGAGGGCAGGCCCAGUUGGAGCCCUCAGGAUCUCAGAAACAGAGGAGAUGGUCACAUCUCUCAGCAGGUUCCUGCGGGGGCUAAUGGCCUUGCAGGUCACCCCCUGGAGCCUUUGCCUUGGCCAGUUCCUAAGUUAAGGAGGUCCCUCAGGAGGAGCUCUCUGGCAGGGAGAGCCAAAUUGUCCUCCUCUGAUGAGGAGUACCUUGAUGAGGGCUUGCUGAAAAGAAGUCGGCGCCCACCUCGAUCCAGGAAGCCCUCCAAGGCAGGAACAGCACCCAGCCCAAGGGUUGAUGCAGCUUUAUCACCAAAACUUGCAGAGGUUAAGGCUGUUGUGGCUGAGCGGGGUUGGCGACACAGCUUGUGGGCCCCCAGUGGGGAGGGGCCUGCAGCCUGGGCCCCCCACAGAACUUCUGAGCACAAAUCAUCCCUGGUUCCCCUAGAUGCCAGGGAGCAUGAGUGGAUUGUGAAGCUUGCCAGUGGCUCCUGGAUUCAGGUGUGGACUUUGUUCUGGGAGGACCCUCAACUGGCCUUGCACAAAGACUUUCUGACUGGGUACACUGCCUUGCACUGGAUAGCCAAACAUGGGGACCUCAGGGCUCUUCAGGACUUGGUCUCUGGAGCAAAGAAGGCAGGGAUUGUCCUUGAUGUAAAUGUGAGGUCCAGUUGUGGAUAUACCCCGCUGCAUCUUGCAGCCAUUCACGGCCACCAGGGGGUCAUCAAAUUGCUAGUGCAAAGGUUGGCUUCUCGGGUAAAUGUCAGGGACAGCAGUGGGAAGAAGCCAUGGCAGUAUCUAACCAGUAAUACCUCUGGGGAAAUAUGGCAGCUGUUGGGAGCCCCUCGGGGCAAGCCCAUUUUCCCUGUCUAUCCCUUAGUUGGAAGUUCUUCCCCGACCAGAAAGGCCAAGAGCAAGGAAAUAUCUAGAAGUGUCACCCGAAAGACUUCCUUCGCUGCCCUACUCAAAAGUCAGCACAACAAGUGGAAACUGGCCAACCAGUAUGAGAAAUUCCCCAGUCCAAGGGAAAGAGAAGAGUACAGUGACUGAGAUUUCCAGAUAUUUAUGGAGCAUCUACUGUGUGAUAAAGACACAAUUCCUGCCUUCAAGAGCUCACAGUCUACUGGGAAGGAGAUGUAAGGGUUGGGUCACUGAAAAUUGCUUCUAGCACAGUGAGGCUAUCAUCCCACAAGAAUGCAGACCUCUGCCUGCUUCACUCCCUGCUGUGCUUCCACAUCUGGAGCAUGCAGUAGGACCUCAGAGAAUGUGUGCUGGAAGCGGGAACACUGAUCGGAAUUUGUCCUCUGAAUGUGCCCACUCACGCUGCAGUGUCAGCUCCUUGAGGACAGCAAUGUCAUCAGGCCUGUUGAUCCCUGAAUCAGCACCUAGAAGGGUUUGGCACAUGGUAGGUGCUCACUGACUGGCUGAUUACAACAGGACACAGCAGCAGGCCUUGAAGCUGGGAGUGAACCCCAAAUCCUACCUUCAAGCAGGAAGCCCUGCUCCUUUGUAUUAGGCGUGAAAUGGGGCCUGUGAAGGAGGCGGCAGGAGGGGGGGAAAAUGCUGCCAUGGGUUCUUGUGUACACAGAAGACAGUGGCAUGGGAAGACGUGAGCAGGCAUAUGCAGGAAAUGAACAGAGGACUAAGGCUCAACCCUGAACCUGCUCUCUUAGGUGUCACACACUCUCCCACUGGAAGCAGGUGAGCGGCUCCCAAGUUCCCUUGGAGAUAGAGGCCACAUGACCUCAACCUGGCCAAUCAGCAGAGCCCAUUCUCUUCAGCCAUAGUGAUUGGCUGAGGUCUGGGCACUUAACCAAUCCCGUGCAGAAGGUCAGAUCUCCAGGUUGGAACCCUGGGUGAAGAGAAGCUUAAUUUCUGUUAGGUUGCUGGAGUGGUUGGUGCCAUCUUGUCACCGUGAAGGGAAAGCCCACCCAAGAAUGACACCAACAUAGAGGGAAGUAAGCAGAGCCAAGAGGUUGGCAGAGGUGGUUCCUGGUGCCAUUAUCCAGCACCCAGCUACCGACCAGGUGAAGUUGGCCUUGCACAUAGUCACUGGCACUGGAGUGACCCAUAGGUCACACACAAAAGUCUGCAGAGCAACUCCAGCUGUGCUCUUUCGUUUUCACAAUUAGCAACGUUUUUAUAGGUAGCAUUCUUGGUUUCCUAGUUAGGAUUUGUAGCUAGAAGUUUACCAUGCAGCAGGGCCUUACGACCAUCUCUGCUGAUGAGGAGACCCUUACUGAUCAUUAUAGGCUCCUCGAGAUCGUCAGCCAGGACAGCUUCACCAAGGUGAAUGAAGUUCACCAAGUGCCUUCUCACUGGGACCAAGGUGGCUGUGGUCAUCCCAAAAGGGCAGCAGAACUCCUCCCUCUAGAGUCUAUUCCAUGGGGUGACCCCAAGGUCAUCAGGCUCUUUCGACACCACAGACACUUUGUUCUUAGCCAUGGAGUAUGCCAGCAGAGCAGAGCUGGUCCGCUACAUCCUAGAGUUGGGUUACAUGAAGGCAGAAGAGGCCUGAAGCAAAUUCCAGCAGAUAGUAUCAGCCCUCUAGUACCACCAACAGAAGGGGGAUAUCCACAGGGACCUGAAGCCCAAGAAUUUCCUUGUGGUCCAUCACAACAUAAAAAUAACAGCCUUUGGAUUUGAUACCAGGUUCACCGUAGGCCAGAAGCUGGGCACCUUCGGUGGGAGUCCCUCUUAUGUGGUCCUGAACUCUUCCAUGGCCAAGCAUAUGAUGGGCCCCAGUGGACAUGUGAAGCUGGAAAGUCAUUCUUUAUACCACGGUAACCAGGGCCUGCCAUUUAUUGGGCAGACUUUGUGGAGCUGAGGAAGCUGAUACUGUGUAAACAAUUGUACAAGAUCCCACUCUUCGCUCUCCAUUUCCAGAGAGCUUCAUCAACCUAUUUUUGACUGCAGGGAGAGGCCUAUACUAGACCACAUCAUGGAACACCUAUGGAUCAACACUGGUCAGGAGGAGACACGAAAGUCAUUCCAGGAGCUGCUUUCUGAUCACCAGGACUCCUGAAAGACAGAGCUCAUGGUGUCCAUGGGAUAUGAGGCAGACCACAUCCAGUCCUUGUUAGAACAACAAUUUGAUGAUACCAUGGCCUGGUACUGAGUCCUGGGCUACAGGAAACUUGAUGCAGGGCUCCAUCAUCAGAGUGAAGUCUUUGCCUUCAGUGGAUCCCACCCAACAGUCACUAGCCUUUCCCACCACCUGAAAGAAACUCUUAUGCUUUCACCUACAAAACUGGUUAAGAACAUUGGGAAAACGUGCACAGUUCACAUGUUCUUCAUUUGUUCACCCUUAAGUGUCCAGUGUCUUGUCAUUCAUGCUGGUCUAAAUAUUGUGGGUUGACAUAAAAUUUGAGGUAUAGUAAGGCCAACAGGUCAGGAAACGAGUAUUGUGCAACUGAAAAGAUAAUUUGUUGCCCACAGUUCCCAAGAGGACGGGCACACAACAUGCAGGACCACACAGGGAAGCACCAGUGGGGGUCACUAGGCAGAGGGAUGGGGAGAGCUGUGGGCAAGAACCUUUGUUGUGCUUCCUUCUCGAUUUUGCCCAGGAAAAGCUCCUUGGCAACAGCUUGGAUGGGUGGACUGGUGAACAGCAGGUGCCAGCACAUGGUGAAUGCCACUGAAGGCUGACAGGAAUGCACCUCCCUUAGGGUAGGCUGCAGGAGCCCAGUGCUUCUCAUGCUACCCUGGUUGCUGUGGCCACUGCUGCCAUUUCCUGCUCAGCACUUCAGCAUCUGGUCUGUGCAGCCUGAUGAUGCCCUCUCUCUUCUACUUUUAAGACUUUUGUGUUUUGUAAAGGCCUUACUGUAUGUAAAUUAGUUCUCAAUUUAAAAAGAAAAUACCAAGACAAGUAAGGAGAAGUAUUUUUCAAAUGCCUAUUGGGGCCAAAGCCGCGACUAUUUUGAAAGUGUCUAGUUCUUCCAUGUACUCUCUUUUCUUUCUUUCCUUCCCUUUUUCCUUUCCUUGUCUCCUUUUUAGAACAGUGAACACUCCCAAAUCUAGCAAGUACUAGCAGGUAUUUCUGUACCAUCACUUUUUGAAAACUAUAAUUGUUAAUCUUACAGGAUUUGAAGGUUUUUGCUGUUUGUGUCCCAAAAUACAAUUAGCUUCUAGUGAAUUCUUAUCCUUUGGUGUCAACUAGGGAAACAUUUCAGGGACAUAAAUAUUGUGAACCAGGUGACAUGCCACCAUCCCACAAUGGGUCUCACUGCCUAAGAGAAUGGGCCAGUCAUGAUAGGGGUAAGACAAGGAUUUCAUUCUAUGACCCUGCUAAUGGGCCAGAAAUAAUCCCAUUUUCUUAGUUAUUUGAGGACUGAGAACUUCUCAAGACUUAGUGAAUCACAUGAGGGUGUUCAGAUCAGAGUACAGUAUUCAGACUUUCUGAUUAAAACUGACUUUUAAAAG